Molecule: messenger RNA, 976 nt
Organism: Durusdinium trenchii
Lineage: Eukaryota; Dinophyceae; Suessiales; Symbiodiniaceae
Source: the annotation of a GenBank genome assembly
AGCUCUUUCGGGUCAAAUAUGCUGCUUGGUAGUCACUAACGCCUCCGCUCUCAGCAGCGGCUUGAGCCGAAGGAGCGACGCUCCGAGGUCGUCCUCGAUUGAGACUGGAAGAAAUUUCUGAGCACUGCAUCAUAAAGAGCAGCGUGCAAGUCUUUUGGGAGGUGCCAGGCCGUAGUGGAACGAGUGGGUGCUUCUGAGCCCGUUGGAACUGCCUCCUUUGUUUUAACCUUCACUCAUGACCUUGAAACCAGGCACUAAGGGAGUUCUGCACCUGUGUGCAGACUGUGAGGAGCCCCGAUGGAGAGAAGCUCUCGUCAUAGGUGUGCAGCAUCCGUGGUUGCAGGCUUUGGUCAGAAGCAGCAAAGAGGAGGUAGCCAAGACUGGUCUUUCAUGCAUAGAACUGAACGACACAACGUUUUGCAUGGUGGAAGCCGAAUUCCAUCACCUUCUGUCUGCAGUGGCCAGCGAUGUCAUGAGUCUUGGGACCAACCCCAAGGAGUCCAAGGAGAUUUUGAAGUUGGGCCAGGAGGCCGUUGCAGGGUCAGACGAAGAUCUGCACUAUGCAACUGCAUCCGAGCCAAAGCCAGCUUCGACGGCCUUUCAGAAGCCAAAGAAAGCUGCACAGGCGUCCUCAUCCUCAGAGGACAGUUCAGAACUGGGUGUGGGGGCGCUCGCGCAGCUGAAAAAGAGUUGGCUCGGCAAUGGCACAAACGACGAAAAGAGAGUCAGCUCCAAAGACCAAAAGCCGUCAAGCAAACGACAUUCGAAGAGGUUUGCCAUGAUAGAGAAGAGCCGAGACAGUCAGAUCCACUUCGAUAACCCUUGCUUAAGUAAAACCCAGAUAAGCUUGGAUUAAAUAAACCCAGGUCAGGCUUCAGAAAACUGGCAUUGCGAUCAGGUUUCAGAGAACUGGCAUUGCUCCGAGCGUAUCACCCUUGGCCAUUGAGGCCAACAACACUUUCAGGUGCGCCCCACA